UCUGACCGGUUUGGGCCGUCCCACUUGCUACUCUGGAGGAGCUGCUGCCGGUGGUGGCUGUGUCCGGGAGGGCACGGACGGUCUGGGCGCCGUCGGGGCCCGCACUGCAGUGAUGGGGAAGGAUUCGCAGCAUUACUACGGGAAGCAUGGGACGCCUCAGAAAUACGACCCCACCUUCAAAGGACCCAUUUACAACAGGGGCUGCACAGAUGUCAUUUGCUGUGUGUUGCUCUUCCUGGCCAUCGUAGGCUAUGUGGCUGUGGGCAUCGUAGCCUGGACCCAUGGAGACCCUCGGAAGGUGAUCUACCCUACUGAUAGCCGGGGCGAGUUCUGUGGACAGAAGGGAACAAAAAAUGCGAACAAGCCCUUCUUGUUUUACUUCAACAUCGUCAAGUGUGCCAGCCCCCUGGUCCUGCUGGAAUUUCAGUGUCCCACCCCUCAGAUCUGUGUAAAGCAGUGCCCGGAUCGCUAUCUCACCUUCCUGAAAGCACGCACCUCUCCAGACUUUGACUACUACAAGCAGUUCUGUGUGCCUGGCUUCCAGAACAAUAAAGGGCUGGCUGAGGCGCUCCGCGAUGGGGACUGUCCAGCAGUUAUCACCCCCAGCAAACCUUUGGCCCAGCGGUGCUUCCCGGCCAUCCACGCCAACAAAGGGGUCCUCAUGGUGGGCAAUGAGACAACCUAUGAGGAUGGAAAUGGCACCAGGAAGAACAUCACAGAGCUAGUGGAGGGCGCCAAGAGGGCCAACAUGGUUCUAGAGGCCCGGCAGCUGGCCAUGCAGAUAUUUGAAGAUUACACUGUAUCCUGGUACUGGAUUGUAAUAGGUUUGGUCAUUGCCAUGGUGCUGAGUCUCCUGUUCAUCAUCCUGCUACGGUUCCUGGCAGGCAUUAUGGUCUGGGUGAUGAUUGUCAUGGUGAUCCUGGUACUUGGCUAUGGAAUCUUUCACUGCUAUAUGGAGUACUCAAGACUCAGGGGAGAGGCGGGCUCGGACAUCUCCUUGGUGGACCUUGGCUUCCAGACGGACCUCCGAGUGUACCUGCACUUGCGGCAGACCUGGAUGGCUUUCAUGAUCAUUUUAAGCAUCCUGGAGGUGGUUAUCAUCCUGUUACUCAUCUUUCUUCGCAAGAGGAUAUUGAUCGCCAUAGCUCUCAUCAAAGAAGCCAGCAGGGCUGUGGGACACGUCAUGUGCUCCAUGCUCUACCCACUGGUGACUUUCUUCCUCUUGUGUCUCUGCAUUGCCUACUGGGCCAGCACCGCUGUCUUCCUGUCUACCUCUAACGUAGCUGUGUACAAGAUUUUCGAUGACACAUCUUGCCCGCUUUUGGGGCAAACCUGCAACCCAGAGACCUUCCCCUCAGCGAAUGAAAGCCGCCAGUGUCCCAGUGGCCGCUGCCAGUUUGCCUUCUAUGGUGGCGAGUCUGCCUACCACCGUGCCCUGCUGGGCCUGCAGAUCUUCAAUGCAUUCAUGUUCUUCUGGCUGGCCAACUUCGUGCUGGCGCUGGGCCAGGUGACCUUGGCCGGAGCCUUUGCCUCCUAUUACUGGGCUCUGCGUAAGCCGGAUGACAUGCCUGCCUUUCCCCUCUUCUCUGCUUUUGGCAGAGCGCUCAGGUACCACACGGGCUCCUUGGCCUUCGGCUCGCUUAUCCUGGCCAUCGUGCAGAUCAUCCGAGUGAUGCUGGAGUACCUGGACCAGCGCCUGAAAGCUGCACAGAACAAGUUUGCCAAGUUCCUCAUGGUCUGUCUCAAGUGCUGCUUCUGGUGCCUAGAGAAGUUUAUCAAGUUCCUGAAUAGGAAUGCGUAUAUCAUGAUUGCUAUCUACGGCACCAACUUCUGCACCUCAGCCAGAAACGCCUUCUUCCUGCUUAUGAGAAAUAUCAUCAGGGUGGCCGUCCUGGACAAAGUUACUGACUUCCUCUUCCUGUUGGGCAAACUUCUGAUUGUGGGUAGUGUGGGCAUCCUAGCCUUCUUCUUCUUCACCCAUCGGAUCAGAAUCGUGCAAGAUACAGCCCCGCCUCUCAAUUAUUACUGGGUCCCGAUACUGACAGUGAUCAUUGGCUCCUAUAUGAUUGCACAUGGCUUCUUCAGCGUCUACGGCAUGUGUGUGGACACAUUGUUCCUCUGUUUCUUGGAGGAUCUGGAGAGAAAUGACGGUUCAGCUGAGAGGCCUUACUUCAUGUCUUCCACCCUCAAGAAACUCUUGAAUAAAAGCAACAAGAAGGUAGCAGAAUCCUAAAGACAUCUGCCUCCUGGCCCUCUCAGGAAGCUGUGAUCGGUGCUUGGGUCAGAUUCCCCAGCUCAUCGGGCUUGCCUAAAGUCACAUCACUGCCUCUCUGCUACCCUCCCUGAAUUCCCAUUUCCAGGGACCUAGAGGAUUUGGGGCAUUUUUUCCUAUACCCAAGGGCAGUGAAGCCCUGGGAGAUGGGACAGAAUGGGUGCCUCCAAUUCUCACUGGCUCAGAUGGUGCCAAUAUGGUGAAGUGACUUGAAGUCGAGGGCGGGAGAUGGCCCGAGGAUGUCUGCAGCAAGCUUCUUUGUACUUCCUGUGCCCUUCCAGCCAGAGGGAAAGAAUGGAUGAAAGAGCCUCUGUAGGUGGGCUCAAUGAACCCCAGAUCCAAGCUUCCCCUACCUGCUCCUGCUGGGACAGAAUUGGAUCUCUAUGACUGAUUCAGCCCAAGGGCUGACAAAUGCUUUUCUCAUUCUUACUACGUUUUAAUGUAGACACACAGUAAGGGGUCUAUCUGCUUUUAUUCCAUCAGGCUCCACAGCUGGUUGGAGCCACCGAGUGCCUUCAUUUGUAACCCCACCUCUAGCCUGGAGGUGGCUGGGGUCACAGGAAGGAAGAGUGUGCACCCAGAACUGAAGGACUCUUCCUGAUAAAGAGACUGUGGGGGAGGGGGGCUGAUGCAAGGAGCGAGAGUGGUGGUUGGAGGUGGGGAGCAGGCCUCUGUGUGAGCCUCCGGAGUGGCCUCCUGAUGGCUUCUUAAUGGAAAACUUGAGGCUCCCUGUUCACGCUGGAAAAUGAAUGAGGACAGGGCUGCUGCCCCACCCCUUUCUCUGCCAGGAAUCCACACUCAGUCUUUGUAAGAGGAAAGAAACUUGAGUUCACCCAAGGGAUGGCUUCCGGGGAUGAGGUGGGUGUGUUCUGUGUUCCGAGCUAACUAGGCCUACCUUGUUCUUUCACCUGACACUAGAAUCUUUUUGCCAAACUUCUUGAACUUGGGAGCCAUUUGACUGACCCUCCACUUUGUCUUUGCCCAGACCCUCCCUCACCCCUACUUUGCCUAUCAGUAAGAUACCAGGAUCGUGGAAGCAGUUUCCUGUGCCUGCCUGUGUGUGCCAUCACUGGCCCUUCCUCCUGUACGCCCAGCCCUGUGCUUACAUAAUUGCAUUCCAACCAUUUAAUAAAGUGCCUCUUGUAUAGAUCCUGA
Myodes glareolus (Bank vole) is the source of this 3427-nucleotide messenger RNA. RefSeq names its product solute carrier family 44 member 2 (CTL2 blood group) (gene Slc44a2). Gene Ontology annotation, molecular function: transmembrane transporter activity. The record is from RefSeq and is a predicted model, not a curated record. Gene Ontology annotation, cellular component: membrane. Gene Ontology annotation, biological process: transmembrane transport. Lineage: Eukaryota; Metazoa; Chordata; Mammalia; Rodentia; Cricetidae.